AUGAACGAAAUUGACACAAAUGGAGUCCAGGCAGAAUCAGACUCAGAAAAACCUAAAAAGCCGCACAAAACCAAAGAUUCUGAGUUCGGACUGGUCAAACGUGAACUCCUCCGGCUCGUUUGGCUUUUGAGAGAUACGGACUGUAUACAAUAUAAGAAACCAAUAUGUAAUUAAAAGAAAAGAGCCAGCGUUUCACAUCAAUAAGAUAUCAUUAUGCACUAUAAGUAACUUAUAAUAAGGAGCAAAAAAAACAUUAAAUUUGACGGUAAAAAUUUUUUUUUUAUGUCUUAAUGAAAAAAGCUUGUUGGCUAUAUAAACUAUGAUACUGUUAAGUCUAUUAAAUAAGCAACUUAUAUGUACUAGAAAUAAGAUCUGACAGUUUCAUAUAAUAGCAAAAUUGAUGUUAUACCUUGUUUGCAAUUCCAUUCUGAAUAUAUUAAAAAAUCAAUAAACGCUUUUCUUAAUAAAAAAAUAAAUCAUUAUGUCACUAAAUUGGGUUUAAGUCAUCUCAGUAAAAAAACGAAUUUCAUCUCUUUUUCUCAAGAGAUAACGGCUUAUUAGGUGCUGCAAAAACCCGCUUAAAAAGACCGUUAUAUUUGCGCAAAAAUUAAUAUAAUUUCUGCACCGAUUUGCGUUGCAACACACAUUAAUAUAGUGAAACGAUGCUUUAUUUUGAUCCUUAUUUAUAUCAGAUUUUAUGUCUUAUAUAAGAGAAUUCAAUAUGAUCUAAUAUUUCGAAACUAUCAGCUCAUGAAAAUGUGAAAUCGUUUGCUCAGUGAAAAAAAAUUAAACAGAGCUCCUUAAAAUAGAAAUUUAUUUUUUAAAAAAAUAAAUUAAAAUUUUGUUAUUAAAUACUUUUAGAGCAAGCUUUGCUUAUUUAUUGCGCUUUUUUGUAUAAAUAAUAACAAUAUUUAAGGUAAAACCUUACUUAUCUCAGUUCUAAGUGUACCUCUUUCAGUGUCUAUUAAAGAUAUUAAAAUUAUUAAAAAAACUUAUAAAAACCUUUUUAAGGAAAUUGACCCAAAAAAUAUUGCAAAUUUUGGUCAUCGUUUUGAUAUAUUUUGAAAGAAUAUGUCUUGAAAACGGUUUUUUUAUAUAUUUUUAAUAAUUUUAAUAUCUUUAAUAGACACUGAAAGAGGUACACUUAGAACUGAGAUAAGUAAGGUUUUACCUUAAAUAUUGUUAUUAUUUAUACAAAAAAGCGCAAUAAAUAAGCAAAGCUUGCUCUAAAAGUAUAUUUAAUAACAAAAUUUUAAUUUAUUUUUUUAAAAAAAAAUAAAUUUCUAUUUAAGGAGCUCUGUUUAAUUUUUUUUUCACUGAGCAAACGAUUUCACAUUUUCAUGAGCUGAUAGUUUCGAAAUAUUAGAUCAUAUUGAAUUCUCUUAUAUAAGACAUAAAAUCUGAUAUAAAUAAGGAUCAAAAUAAAGCAUCGUUUCACUAUAUUAAUGUGUGUUGCAACGCAAAUCGGUGCAGAAAUUAUAUUAAUUUUUGCGCAAAUAUAACGGUCUUUUUAAGCGGGUUUUUGCAGCACCUAAUAAGCCGUUAUCUCUUGAGAAAAAGAGAUGGAUUUCGUUUUUUAUUUAACUAGAUGAACUUUGACUUAUAAACAUAACAAUUCCGUUUUUUUAUUGAAGCAAGCGUUUAUCGAAAAUUUUUUUAUUUUCAUUAGACUCUUGCAAAUUAUCUAGACCUUAGGUUGCAUUGAUGAAUUGCUGGUAUCGUCUAUUUUGCUUAGUUACUAGGUCUUUUUUAUUAAGGACUCAACUGUUUCCAUUUUUGUGGAGAUCUAGAAUCUUCUAUUUUUGUGAUAUAAAAAAAAAUUUUACAGUCAAAUUUAUGGUUUUUUUGCUCCUUGUUAUGAGUUACCUGAAGGACAUGAUGUUUUCUUAUUUAUAAGAGAUACUAACUCUUUUCUUUUUAAUUAAAUAUUGGUUCUUCAUUUUAUGGACAUCCCGUAUCUCUCAAAAGCCAAACGAGCCAACUCCUCCAUACUCUCAAACUUAAACACAGCCAACGUAAACUAAUUGUGAGUAGCAUUCCUUUAGAUUCCACUGAAGCUGAGCUUCAGAAUUUAUUUAACACAGCUUUAGAAACUUUAUAAUCCCUAAACCAGUGUAUUUUCCUAUUUAUCAUGCAAUUACAUUUUUUUUUUGAAAAAUUAUUAUUAUUCUUAUUAAGAGGAUAUACCCAGGAACUCCGCCUAUCUCCUCUGUAACUUUAUCAGAAGAUAAAACCCAUGCAAUCUUAGAAUUCAAAACAAAAGAUCAGCUUACCAAUUGCCUUUUAUUAGAUGGAAUUGAAUUCCGAGGCAGAAGACUUAAGCUAAUGAAGCAUAAAGCGUAUCUUAGCCAUAGGGUCAUGGAGAUGAAAAAAGAGAUCCGAGACAAAGAAAAACAAGAAAAAGAAACAGAAGAAAUCAUGAAUUGCACAAUUUUCCCGAACCAUGAUAAUAGAAUUUUUAUGGGAAAUCUGCCUACGAAUUUACCUGAAGAAGAUGUAAGAUUAAUGGUAGAAAGUUUUGGAAAGUUAA
Messenger RNA from Blepharisma stoltei, 2530 nucleotides. The record is from the annotation of a GenBank genome assembly. Lineage: Eukaryota; Ciliophora; Heterotrichea; Heterotrichida; Blepharismidae.